This is a messenger RNA of Procambarus clarkii (red swamp crayfish), 1185 nucleotides long. RefSeq names its product MAGE-like protein 2. The record is from RefSeq and is a predicted model, not a curated record. NCBI's taxonomy places the organism in Eukaryota, Metazoa, Arthropoda, Malacostraca, Decapoda, Cambaridae.
AUGGAGGGACGUCGGCCCUUCGCUCUCUAUGGCAUCUGGCAUAUCAACACACCUCAUAUAUGGCACUACACUAUGGAGGUACGUGGUGCCUACAGCCAGGAGAGCACCACAGACACCACCACCAGCGUCGACACGGCCACCAGAGCCAAGCCAUCAGUCAAUAACCUCUGUGGAGUGGAUAGCUACUCCCAUCCACCGCUGAAGAGUCAGCCACUCUCCCAUCCACCGCUGAAGAGUCAGCCACUCUCCCAUCCACCGCUGAAGAGUCAGCCACUCUCCCAUCCACCGCUGAAGAGUCAGCCACUCUCCCAUCCACCGCUGAAGAGUCAGCCACUCUCCCAUCCACCGCUGAAGAGUCAGCCACUCUCCCAUCCACCGCUGAAGAGUCAGCCACUCUCCCAUCCACCGCUGAAGAGUCAGCCACUCUCCCAUCCACCGCUGAAGAGUCAGCCACUCUCCCAUUCACCGCUGAAGAGUCAGCCACUCUCCCAUCCACCGCUGAAGAGUCAGCCACUCUCCCAUCCACCGCUGAAGAGUCAGCCACUCUCCCAUCCACCGCCGAAGAGUCAGCCACUCUCCCAUCCACCGCCGAAGAGUCAGCCACUCUCCCAUCCACCGCCGAAGAGUCAGCCACUCUCCCAUCCACCGCUGAAGAGUCAGCCACUCUCCCAUCCACCGCUGAAGAGUCAGCCACUCUCCCAUCCACCGCUGAAGAGUCAGCCACUCUCCCAUCCACCGCUGAAGAGUCAGCCACUCUCCCAUCCACCGCUGAAGAGUCAGCCACUCUCCCAUCCACCGCUGAAGAGUCAGCCACUCUCCCAUCCACCGCUGAAGAGUCAGCCACUCUCCCAUCCACCGCCGAAGAGUCAGCCACUCUCCCAUCCACCGCCGAAGAGUCAGCCACUCUCCCAUCCACCGCCGAAGAGUCAGCCACUCUCCCAUCCACCGCUGAAGAGUCAGCCACUCUCCCAUCCACCGCUGAAGAGUCAGCCACUCUCCCAUCCACCGCUGAAGAGUCAGCCACUCUCCCAUCCACCGCUGAAGAGUCAGCCACUCUCCCAUCCACCGCUGAAGAGUCAGCCACUCUCCCAGCCACCGCUGAAGAGUCAGCCACUCUCCCAUCCACCGCUGAAGACCACUCAGUGGUUAAAGGAGCUUACAAAAGACAGUUACCAGAUAAAAUAA